AUGACUACCGCUGCCUCCGUUCCUCGAGCGCGCAGCAACCGUGCCUCCCUGCUUGCACCAAAGGUUCGCACCUUCGGCGGGGAGAACACGCAACCUCCCAAGGCUGUCCAACCUUAUCCAAGGAGUCCUACAGUUCGUCCAUCGACUGUUAUGUAUGAGUCGGCUGUUUCAAAGCCGACUUUGAAAGUCAGGUCCCAAUUGACCUCUGGCCUGAGGGAUAUCACGAACACACCCAAAGCUUUGGACAAAGCUAGUCUCCGUAUGCAACCCUCGCUCGUCAAGAAGCCUCUUCCACAACCUUUUGCCAUCUCAUCGAAUGUAUCGACCUCGAAGGAGUCCAUGGCCGUGCUCACAUCUGCAGAGGGUCAACAUCUUACCUUUGCCACCCCUACGACCAGGUCUCGCUCUCCCAUUCUAGAAGAGGCACUAGUGCCAAAGCCUAUCGUUUCCCGCCGCACCUCGCUCCCAGCUUCGGCUCGUCCAUCAGUCCCCACUGUCGCUCGUCGUACCUCCCUUGUGGCCGUGGCCCCCAUGCAGAUUUCGGCUCCAACUGCUCGCAGGGUAUCUCUUCCGGUAGCUCCCAAGCACGCUGGGAUCCCCAUUUCUUCGCGGAGCCUCUCUUUCCCUGUCAUUUCGAGGCCGCACACGAUCAUCUCCAGAGAUCGGGCCCAGUCAGUUUUCCCCAAAGACAACGAGCUGCUCUGCGAUAUCGACCUUUCUGACAUUGUCGAUACCGACGAGGAUGUCGCCCCCGACUUUGUUGUUACUCCCGGCGACACCCCGAGCCACGAGCUGCUUUGUGAUAUCGACCUUCCUGACGUUGCCGAGAUCGACGAGGAUAUCGCUGCCGACUUCGCUGUUCUUCCUGCCAACACGCCGAACCCUUUUGCAGGACGCAAAGCCUCGGCCCCUUGCAAGCGUCUACUGUCCGCUAUUUCUGUGCAGAGGUCUACUGUCGCUGUCGCUUUGAGGUCGUCUUCAGUCAAACCCAUGGCUAAACUAGGCCAUGACCGUCUUCCAUCUCCUACGAAGCCCUUGGUCAUGAGCAGCUCCUUCGCUGAACGCUUUAUCUUCUCCGGCGAUGAGUAUCAAUCGGAUUCUUCAGCUACCACUAUCGACGAGCUUAGGUCCAAGGACAUGGUGAUGACAUCCAGGCGCUCGGUCCUGGAGGCUGAGUUCCUCUUCUGUAUCGAGCUUCCCAGCGCCAUAGAGCUCGACGACGACCCUGCGGCAGACUUCGCUCCCCUCCCCACCAAUACUCCGAGCCCGUUCGCUGCUCGCGAGGCCUCUGAAAGUCCCCAUCGCUUGCCUCCAAACCACCUUCCUCCAAACCGCUUCCCCUCCAAACGUAAUUCCCCUCCAGGCCAGCUCGGCGAGAUCAAGCGGCUACCUGCUCGUACGUCACUGGCGAAUCCUCGUCGAAAGGCUCCCGAUCAGGUCGGGAGUACGACGGAGAAUGAAGCCAAGCUGCCUGAGACGGCGGCAGAGAUCGUUGCGGAGAUGGAUAUGAUCUUCAGGAGGUUCGGCUUCCCGGACGCCCCCCCGGACACCUCGAUGGAAGUGGAGAUUGGGGAGUCGCAGGGGAAGGGAGACGAUGGGACGGAAAAGUGA
Stereum hirsutum FP-91666 SS1 is the source of this 1611-nucleotide messenger RNA. RefSeq lists its product as uncharacterized. The coding region runs from base 1 to 1611 and encodes 536 amino acids. Lineage: Eukaryota; Fungi; Basidiomycota; Agaricomycetes; Russulales; Stereaceae. The transcript has 3 exons. The record is from RefSeq and is a predicted model, not a curated record.